CAGUUGGUAAUUGGCAGUGCCACGAUUAGGAGCUGGAACGUUUGUUUCCGAUUAACAUUAACGCGAACAUUAUGGUCGCGAGAAUGUUGUGGCUUAGUUGUUUUGUAGGGUUGAUCGCCUGCUCGCUAGUUCAAGGCAAAAGAAUUUCGCAGCUCAAAUGUGAAGAGUACGUGAACCAAACUAUGACAUCCGUCAGUGUCAUAUCGCUGAUACUGGAUCCAACCCCUAUCGAGUUCACAUCCUACAAUUGUUCGAAAACCAUCGAUCUCAUAGUGGGUGGAGAGGACGCCAAGAGCGGAGAAUUCCCCCACCAAGUACUGCUCGGAUGGAAAACCAAUCACACGGGUGUCUAUCGAUUCGAUUGCGGAGGAACGGUGAUCAGUGACCGAUACGUCCUGACGGCGGCUCAUUGUGCGUCCAAGGGAAACAAUAUGAAUCCUGCACCAGAAAUUGUAAGGUUCGCUGAACUGGAUCUGACGAUCGAUGAGGACGAGUUUGACAUAGAGAUUGAAAAAAUUACGAGGCAUCCGGCGCAUCGGUUCCGUUCCUCGUAUCACGAUAUUGCUCUGGUCCGUUUGAAGGAACACUUGCGAUUUUCGGCCGUAGUUCGACCUGCCUGUUUGUGGGUUGAUGUGGACACGAGUCCUUCACCGGUCAUUGCUACGGGAUUCGGUCAGUUGGAUGUAGCAGACGAGCGUGGUUCAAACACACUCCGGAAGGUACAGCUGGACGUCCAGGAUUUGAGCGGCUGCAACAAUCAGUUCUUGGGGACGAGAAAUUUCCCGAACGGAAUGACCGAUAACCAGUUGUGCAUAGGAAGCUCACGAGGUGGUAAGGAUACGUGCCAGGGCGACUCGGGCGGUCCGAUUCAGGUUUUGGCUAACCCCAAGUGGUGCAUCUACCACGUGCUUGGUGUAACUUCCGCUGGGUCGGCCUGUGGAACCAUGGUGCCAGCAGUGUACACCAAAGUGGCUAGUUAUAUAGAUUGGAUCGAAGGGAUCGUGUGGGGAUCCGGAUGAUCUAAUGGGGAUUCGUUUGGAUUAAGUAUAGUCUAUAUAAGGUUAACAGCUUACUAUCAAAUGAUUCGAUUUUAUGAUAAAUGUUUUGAUUAAAUUCAAGCUAGCUGAAAAUCAUGCCUUCCUUUUACUAUGACUUUGUCCUAUUUAUCUAUGAUUACAAAUUACAAGUUCAGAAUCAAUUCAAAGUCAAAGAUAAUCGAAGCGCCUAAGCGAAGAUAAUCAA
Molecule: messenger RNA, 1242 nt
Organism: Aedes aegypti (yellow fever mosquito)
Lineage: Eukaryota; Metazoa; Arthropoda; Insecta; Diptera; Culicidae
Product: serine protease snake
Exons: 4
Coding region: 72-1019 (315 amino acids)
Biological process (GO): proteolysis
Molecular function (GO): serine-type endopeptidase activity
Source: RefSeq, a predicted model, not a curated record